Lynx canadensis (Canada lynx) is the source of this 4277-nucleotide messenger RNA. Its product is annotated as sperm flagellar protein 1-like. Gene Ontology annotation, molecular function: microtubule binding. Gene Ontology annotation, cellular component: axoneme. Gene Ontology annotation, biological process: regulation of cytoskeleton organization. Lineage: Eukaryota; Metazoa; Chordata; Mammalia; Carnivora; Felidae. The coding region runs from base 22 to 1389 and encodes 455 amino acids. The record is from RefSeq and is a predicted model, not a curated record. The transcript is spliced from 6 exons.
CCCUGUGCUUGUUAAAAUAAAAUGAACACUGGAAACGGAAAACGCCAAAAUUCUACCUUUUCUCCCACCCAGACUUCAGCCGGAAGUCCGCCGCCCCCAGGGUACCGGCCGGGGGGCGUGGCUGGCGACCCCACGGCCCUCCCCUUCCGGCCCCAGGCCCCUCCUGGGCGCCGUCUCCCGGCAACCGCCCCAACAGCCGGUCCCGCAGCCAUGCUGGGCGCAGCCGGGCAGACCCCGCGGGCCUCGCCACCGCCGCUGCCGCCCGGCGCCCUCCGCGGCCUCUGCGCCUGGCUGGACGGGCUCCCGCUCAGCCGUCCCAAGCGCCACCUGGCCCGGGACUUCAGCGACGGCGUGAUGCUGGCAGAGAUUGUGAAGCACUUCCGCCCCCGGCUCGUGGACCUGCAUAACUAUGUCCCCACCUGCAACACUGACCAGAAACUCAGCAACUGGAGCAUCCUCAACAGGAAAGUCUUUCACAAGCUGCGUUUGUGGGUCUCAGAGACGGAUAUCCGAAAGGUGGUGGCCAACACGCCGGGAGCCAUCGAGCCCAUCUUGUGUGCAGUGAGAGAAAAAGUGACGGAUGGUGCUGCCCACCAGUACCUGCUUGACCCGGCCGGCCCAGGACCCUCUGGCGGGAUUGCUGACAGACCACGGGCAGAGCUCACCGCCUCUCCGCACACUGGUAGUAUUCCACAUCCCCAGAUUUGGAGAACUGAGGCCCAUCAGAGCCUUCCACGAAGGGCUGCGUCAGAGAUGAGUUCACACUCCGGGAGGGCAGGGGCAUCCUUGCUCCCAACGCCCCCCAGGCUGCAGCUUCCCAAGGGGGGCCCGCAGCCCUGUCUACACCCCACGCAGGCGCCGUGCCGUUCAGGGACAUCCAGGCUGCAUCUGGCUGAACUAGGCCAGACCGUGCCUGCAUGGUGCCCUCUGGGGCUCAGUGCCCUGCCCCCACCCCACGUGCUGCCAUGGGGCAGGAUCUUCUGGGGGAAGGGGGGCGGACCCCAGAUAAACAUCUGCUUACCCCUUAGGCUUGCCGGGCCCCACGGCGCCCUCCAGUGCGAAGACCCCACAGAGUCCCAGGACUCCAGAGAAAACAGGCCGCUGUGUGUGCACGGGUUGGGACCCGGCUGGUGGACCCUGGGGCCACCUGGACUCCAGAGUGCAGCAACUACUGGAGGAAAAGGAGCAGGCAGUGGCCCUCCUGCAGGAGAUGGUCAAGAUUUUGCAGAUGAAGGUGGUCAGGCUGGAGCACCUGGUAAGGCUGAAGGACCAGCGGAUUGGAGAGCUGACGAGAGCUGGGGGCGAGCCCCAGUGACCAAGAGUGGCAGCGGAAAAAGGCUCCUCCGAGAGGCUCGAGGGGCCACCCCUCCCAAGUCCACUAGACCUUGAACUUGAGCCCACACAGAACUCCCCCAGACCAGGGGUCCUUCUGCUUGUGGCUGUGCGCUGUCCAGCAGGCGCAGGGUGGGGACACCCAUGUACGGAGUGCUUCAGGGGGCCUCGGUGUGUGGACGUCCACGCAGUGGAGGCCGGGGGUUCCAGCCCACCCCAGAGACCUGUUUGGAUACGAAGACCUGGUCUCGCUCCCUCGAGCCCCUGAGGUGUCCUGUCCUCAUUGUGUCUGUGAGCACAGAAAGUUCCGGUCUGUAGGGUGUUGCGUUGGUGUAGUGGCAGGGGAGGGGGGUGGCUGGGCCAGCCAGCAACAUCCUGUGUCAGCCAAACCCAAGUCUCAUGGAAGAUUCUGGAUCCUGUAGAAACAGCACACUGGGAAGUGUGUCCCUGGGUUCGGUCCUUUUUCUCCACGAAGGGAGCAUGUGAGUGUCGGGAAGGGCCAUCCGAGCCGCUGUGCAGGCACUGGGUCGGGGUGCCUUGCAGAGACCCCCAGAUGGACCGACCGGUUUCUGCACUUUGCUUGGGAGAGUUUGGGGGUCAGGGUGGAGCUGGAACUUGACCCAGCAUCGCUGUGGCCUUCUCCCCAUGGGAUAGACCCGCUUCCUCCAUGUGGGGCCCUGUCCCUGGGUCGGGGACUUCGGGGCAGUACGCUGGAGGGGACAGGCAGGGGGUUGCAUCAUCCCGCCGGCUUCUGGGUCCCGAGCCCCUUCGGGGACUCAGGAAGCUGCGUCAAAGCCACAAACCACCUCCAGGGUUUGAGAGUCAGCAGAGCCCUGAGUCAGACAGCCCAUGCCUCCCUGAGUCAGGCAGCGUGUCUCUCGGCCACUGAAGCCACUGAAGCACGCACGGGUCAGGGCUUCAGGCUCAGAGGGUGGGUCCGAGGCUACUGUCCAGAGAACCGGGGCUAAACUGCUUAGAAGCACAACUGAGGCCAAGGGUUUGCUCCCCAGCCAGGAGGCACGUGGAGACUCCUGGGUCAAGUGGUCUUGGCCAGCAAGCAGGGCCCCAAGGUGGGCUGGGGCAGUGAGGGGUUGGGGAGCAUGCAUCCAGGAGGGGAGCCGUUCUGGAAGAGCCCUCCUCUGCCAGAAGGGCCUGGGCGUGGCGGUCUCAGAGGUCUCCCGUGCAGCCUGCCCCUGGAGAACGAGGGUUUGGGGGGUCCAGGCCUCAAGUAGUAGGGCUUCUAGACCUCAGUGUGGGGGCGUUCACAGCUCAGUUGGGGGGGGGGGCUUCUGCUCAGGGGUCCAGACCCCACCACCUGUGGGCAUCUGGGCUACAGAUGUCACUUGCUUGUUCCUGGUGUCCGGCAGGAGCCAGAAAGUCUGCCCAGAGAUGGGGGCUCCCAGGGCCUGGAGCCUGAGUCAGGACAGGCCCAGGUGGCUUUAGACCCCAGGCCUGCUCCUGCCCGGGCCCCUGUGGGAGCCAGGAUGUGUGUGUGGGGGGUGCUUCUGCACUCUGCUUUUGCGGGGGGACUGCCGAUGUGCUCCAGGGCCCAGACGUGUGCGGACACGUGCUCACUCAUGAGGCUGGUGCUUUGAUGAAGCAGGGCUGUGUGUGUGCCUGGUCACACCCACAUGCUCACCGGUAGAGGUGGCCCCAAGGGCUCGAGACGGAGAUUGGAGCCGGGGGAGCGUGGCUGGAGGUGACGGUUUUGCCCUGACGGGAACCUGUCCCCCGCAGGGACCUGGGAGUGGGCCCUGAGCAUCUGGUGCCUGGAGGUGGGGGCCGCUUGCAGAUGAGGACCCCAAACACAGGCCCAGCUUGCUGGCCUGCAGGUGGGCUUGUGGGCUGGACCUCUGCUGCAGCCUCGAGAGGGUCAGCCCCACGGCUGAGGGGAGAGGCAGGGGGCUGACCAGGGGCCAGGGGGGCACAAGGCAGGGAGACCUCUGGGUGGGGGGUGAGGGCCCCACCCUGGCUGAAGGAACAGCUCAGCCUUGUGCCACCAGCGCAGGCUGAACCACCUGAGGUGAGGGUCCGGGUUCCCAGGGGCACAUCGGGCCAGAUCUCUGGAGGGCCUGUGCGAGGCCCCAAGGCCACCCUCUGGCUUAGCCCAGCUCCUGGAGGGACACCCUUCCCCCACCACGUACACCCCGGACAGCAGACCUAGUGGACAGGUUGACGGGUUCCGGCAGUAGGUUCUGAGUUCCUCGCUGUGGGUGGAGCUGACUCAGGCCUGGGCCGGACAGUGAUGGGGGAAGCUGUGAAGCCAGGACCUCGGGUUCCCACUCGCCCCUCCAGCCUGUGUUGGAUCCUGGGCUACCAUGUAUGGGAAGCCCUUCCCCAGCAAAGACCCCCAAACUGGAGCUCCAGUGAGGGCACCCUUGGGGGCUCCCUCUGGUUCGGCAGCACCCAUGAUCUCGGGUGGCUGUGAUGUCACAGGACUUCCUGUGACCAGCUUGUGUCUCUUCUGUGGGGUUGGGGUGUCGCCCAAGGUACUCCCCGUGGGCCCCCAGGUCUGGAGGUGGGGGGGGGGGUGGAGCCCCUGCAGAGAGCAGACCACCUGUGCCCGCUCAGGCCCUCCCCGGUGAGCUUGUGGCUGGGGGAGCAGGUGCUGGAGGUGAUGGGAGGUGCCCUAGGCUGCAGAGCUGGGGGCUCCCUUAGGGCCUGCGCAAAGCUGAUGACAAGUGAAACAUGAGGGUGCCGCUGUGGGUCCCCCCACCCCAUUCUGUUUCCCUGGGCCCCUAGAGCAACCUCAUGGUCAGGCCAGCACAACAUAGCCCCAAGAGGCUUCUGGAUCCUUCUGUGGGGAGGUAGGACCCUAGCACAGUGCCACAACUCCCUCUGAGGGUCCCCAUCCCAGUUCUGGAGGCCCCCACCCAGGCCACAGGGUACUCCCCAGGGGACCACAGGGCUCUCGGGACCUGGGGUCUGAGCUGCCGGUCGGAUGC